Molecule: messenger RNA, 2908 nt
Organism: Drosophila hydei
Lineage: Eukaryota; Metazoa; Arthropoda; Insecta; Diptera; Drosophilidae
Product: spondin-1
Exons: 7
Coding region: 166-2808 (880 amino acids)
Biological process (GO): cell adhesion
Cellular component (GO): extracellular matrix
Molecular function (GO): serine-type endopeptidase inhibitor activity
Source: RefSeq, a predicted model, not a curated record
AAAUUGACUCGUUGAAAUCAGUUCGUGCAAUUUGCAUUUCAGUUGCGUUUCGAGCGCCCGACGGAACAGACGUCCAUGUGAAUAGGAAUGUGAAUCCAGCAACAAGCAACGCAGAAAGUAAGCGAAGAGAAUCACAGAGAGAGGCAGCACAGGCAAUAUAUAGAGAUGAGAAUCGUAUGCAUCAUAAUUAUAUUGGCAACCACCUGCUGCUUGCCACCCAUCAAGGCGUGCAGUCGUGUGCCACAGGGAGCCACCGCAGCGAAAUCGCCAGUGGAUGAGAAUUUCGUUGUGUCCGUGGCGGGCCAUGCUCAGAGCUAUGUGCCCGGACAGAAAUACAAUGUGACGCUGAGCGCCUAUUCGGGUCUGUCGUUUGUGAGCUUUAUGCUCGCCCUGGAACUGGAAACGGGCGAUAGUGAGAACGAUCCGAACGCUAUGGGCGCCUUUGAGAUUAGCGACUUGUCGGAGACGCGGUUCAGUCCGCGGUGUCCCAAUGUCGUGGAGAACACAAACACGAAUCUGAAAACACAUGUGGAGGUUGUUUGGGCAGCUCCAACCAUGGCGGGUCAGGGCUGUGUGCUGAUACGCGCGACAGUCAUGCAGCAUCGCGAUGUUUGGUUCAUGGAUGAUGGAUUGCUGACCAAACGCAUGUGCGAGGAGGAAGUGGACGACAUCAAUACACAGCCCAGCAUUGUGGAUCCCUGCUGUGCCUGCGACGAAGCCAAAUAUGAGCUAACUUUCGAGGGCAAAUGGUCGCGCCACACACAUCCCAAGGACUUUCCGGCCAACAGCUGGCGCACAAGAUUCAGCGACAUCAUCGGCGCCUCCCACACGAUCGACUAUCGCUUCUGGCAGUAUGGUGAGAUGGCUAGCGAAGGCCUGCGCGAAGUAGCCGAACAUGGUUCGACGCGCACUCUGGAGAGCGAGCUGAAGGAUCAGAGCGAGCACAUUCGAACAAUUAUAAAGGCGCGCGGCAUCGCCUAUCCAAAUGUGACGGGCAAAACGUUUGCUGUCUUCCGGGUCGACUCCAAUCAUCAUUUGAUUUCAUUGGUUUCCAUGGUUGAUCCAUCGCCCGAUUGGAUUGUGGGCGUGUCUGGACUAGAGCUAUGCUUAGCCAAUUGCUCGUGGGUGGAGAACAAGGUGCACAAUCUAUAUCCCUGGGAUGCGGGCACAGACAGCGGCCCCUCCUACAUGUCCGCCGAUCAGCCACAAGUGCCACCUGAUGUUGUGCGUCGCAUCAAAUCCAAUUUUCCCAAUGAUCCACGCUCUCCCUUCUAUGAUCCAACGGGCGCAGAAAUGAAGCCUUUGGCUACUUUGCACAUAAACAGGCGUCGACUCUACGAGAAGAAUUGCGAAACACCUGAUGCGGAGCAAUUGCCCUUGGAAUGCGGCACAACCGCCUGGACACGUUGGGACGAGUGCAGCACCAAAUGUGGUCCUGGAAAACAGUACAGAACGCGCGAGUUUAGGAAUCCAACGCUAGCCAUGCGACACAGAUGCAACAAUGCGCUGCGUGAGGAGAAGAAUUGCAUGGGCCGUAAGUGCGCCACGUUCAACGAGGAGGCGUCGGAGGGUGCGCAACCCGAGGCGGAGCAACCCGGCACAGAUCCCGAAUGCGGUCUGUCCGAGUGGAGCGAAUGGUCAUCAUGCACCGUGACCUGUGGCACAGGCGAGCUGGUACGCACUCGCCACUACCUCAACAGGCGGGCCAAGAAGAAGUGUCAGAAGGCGAGCAAGGCGCGUUUGCAGGAGACCAAAAUGUGUGAGGCUAUCGACUGUGGCGGCGACAUAGGCAACGAGGCGGCCGGCGAAGGUGAGCCGGAGGAAGCUAAAGCGGAAGGCGGUGGAGCUGAUGGCGAAGCGGGCUCUGCAGAGAAGCGUUCACUAUUUCGCAACUUUCAGAGCUUCAGUCAACGUAGCGAGGACUAUAUACCGCCCGUGUGUGGCGUCUCACCCUGGUCGGAUUUCUCGCCCUGCUUGGGUCCCUGUGGUGGCAGCGGUCAACGUCGUCGCAUGCGAAAAGUAUGGAACAACAAUGAAGUCUAUGGCGUACAUGAUCCCACAGAUGAUGGCACCGAUCCCUGUCGUCACAUCAAGCUCAUCGAAGAGGUCAACUGCACGAAUCCCAGUUGCGACACGAUUGUGCCCUCCUAUUGCUACGAUUCGCUACGCGUGAGCCACUGUCGGGACAGCGAUGUGGCCAACUUUUGGUACUACGAUCAUGUGAGUGAUCAGUGCGCCAUUUACUGGUCGGAUCGCUGUGAUACAAAUCAGAACAAAUUCAAGUCGAAGGAAGAGUGCGAUGAGACCUGUCGCCUGCCCCGACAUAAGCAGGAACUGCAGAUCGAACGCCUUAGUUCAGAGAAGCCGCAACCCGUGGAUUGCAUGGUCUCCGAGUGGAUAGCACACAGCUGCAAUGCCAGCUGCGGCGACGGCGUACAGUUGAGGACACGUCGAGUACUACGCACACCCAAAUACGGUGGCAAACAGUGUCCCAAGCACUUGGUGCGCAUGGAUCGCUGCUAUCAGCGCUGCGAUGACAUGUAUUCGGUGAGUGGAGCCUUUGGCGAACGACGACAUAUGCCCGCCAAGAUACAGACCCAGCUGGAGCCACGCGAUGAGUGCCGCUACUCCGAGUGGUCCGCCUGGACGCCCUGCACAGCGAGCUGCGGCGAAAACUCUGUCCGACAGCGGACACGCACUCUCCUCAACACUGACCUGAGCUACAAGUGCAAGGACAGGGUGCGCAUCGAGAAGUGCGUCAUGAUGCCGUGCAUGCUCAAUAGCAACGACGACAGCGACAAGUGGUGAACACCAAAAGCUGAAUAGCUCUGAAUACUCUAUACCAAAUUAAUUUAGCUACAAGUAUUAGCAGCUCCCAAGUUUGCAUGUCGCUACCAAACUAAAUAUG